This is a messenger RNA of Rotaria sordida, 1758 nucleotides long. Lineage: Eukaryota; Metazoa; Rotifera; Eurotatoria; Philodinida; Philodinidae. The record is from the annotation of a GenBank genome assembly.
AUGAAUCUCGAACAAUUGCCUAAUGAACUCUUGCUCGAACUGUUCGAAUAUAUGAACAGUGUUCAUCUUCUUCGUGCUUUUUCUCAUCUAAACUUUCGUUUCGACAAUCUUCUCCUUGUCCAUUUUCAAACUCAUGGCCUCGAUUUUCGAUCAAUAUCCAAAGAUGAUUUCGAUAUUAUCUGUCGUCUUAAUCUACCAACAAUGAUCGAACAAAUUAUUGCUUUACGUUUAUCAUACGACGAUGAUACUCCACAUCAAAUUGAUCUCUUUUUCUUUCAAGGUUUUACUCUCAAUCGAUUUAUUCAUUUACAAAUACUUUCAAUCUAUCAUAUCUAUUCGAAUGAAUUAUUAAAAAAAAUUGUCGGACAAUGUCGUCAUCUUUUACAUCUUCAUCGUCUUGAUUUUAUAAAAUGUACAUUCAAAUACCAUCGAAAAACAUUACAUAAUGUCUUGAAUUCAAUUUGGCAUUUAUUGAAAUUAAAAUCUUGUCAUCUUGAUUGGUACAUUUUGUACAAUGAUCGUUUUCCAAUUGCUCGAUAUCGAUCAAAAUCCAUCGAAUAUCUUUCGACUAAACAUAUCAAAUUGAAUAUUACAGAAUUAAUUCGAUUAUUUCGAUCAACAACAAAUCUUCGUUAUUUAGAUAUUUAUGUUUAUUAUUCUUCGAAUAAUAAAUUAUUUUUAUCACCUAUUUUUUCUCUUGUUUCAUUAAAACUUCAUAUUUUUCAAUCAGAUACUAUUCUGAGAAAUCUUAUCAAGAAUUUACCAAAUUUAAUUUAUUUAACAAUUAUUAGUGAACACAUUAAUUUCGAUGGUUAUCAAUGGGAAGAAAUUAUUGUUAGUUAUUUAUCUCAAUUGAAACAAUUUCGAUUUCAAAUGUAUUAUAAUAUUGAUCAUUCAAAUGAUGAACAUUUUGAUAUUGAUCGAAUUCUUCUCUCAUAUCAAACUCCAUUUUGGCUCAUUGAACGAAAAACAUUCGUUCGUAUUCAAUGGAAUACAAAGGAUCAACAUACAUCUUUAUUUGUUUAUACUCUUCCAUAUUAUUUUGAUUUUUUUGCAAUUUAUUGUCGCAAUUUUAGUACUCGAAUGAAAUCAACAUGUUCAUCGGAAACUGACUAUCAAUCAUAUGAUCGAGUAAUAAAAUUAAAUUAUUAUUAUUCACCAUUGAAUAAUUCAUUUCUAUCAAAUAUUCUAUUUCAUAAUAUUCAACAUCUCAAUCUUACACUUCCAUUUGGCGAUCAAUUUUUUUCAAUUCUUCCAUAUUUUGAUCGAAUUAUCUCACUCACAGUAUCCGAUGAUUCUGAAUCUGAUUCGACUAUUGUUUUUCAUCAAUUACAAACACUUCUCGAUCGAAUGAUAAAUUUAUAUUCAUUAACCAUAGGUGGAUGGCAUUCAUCAAUGGUACAAGAAAUACCAUUUUACAUUAGAAAUAAAUCAAUUCGUCAACUUGAUCUUCAACAUUCACAUUAUCCAAGUCGAGAUCGAUGUUUUAAUCAACAACAAUGUAUUGCAUUUCUUCGAUCAACAUUUGCCGGUCAAUGUCAAGUUUUAUCCAUUGUUCUCGAUCAUCGAAAAUAUAUAUUUGAUUUAAUUGAACAUAUGCCCAAUUUACGUGCAUUGAAAGUCGAAUGUGAACUUGAUCAGUCGAAUAACGAUAAACCAAAUACGAAUGAACUUGCUCAAUGGAUGGUAUCUAAUUUUUCACCUUUUUUUGUCGAAGAUGUGUCUCGAAAUGAAAUGAUUCGAUUGUGGAUUCGUUAA